Gaeumannomyces tritici R3-111a-1 is the source of this 1324-nucleotide messenger RNA. RefSeq lists its product as hypothetical. The record is from RefSeq and is a predicted model, not a curated record. Bases 358 to 1056 code for a protein of 232 amino acids. The transcript has 3 exons. NCBI's taxonomy places the organism in Eukaryota, Fungi, Ascomycota, Sordariomycetes, Magnaporthales, Magnaporthaceae.
CGCUACCUGCUCAUAAGUGGGGUGGGCCGCUUGGCGAGAACACAAGCCACUUACAGGAUCAACGACACUUGUGAACUGCCAGUGCACCGCCUAGAGAUGGAUUGGUAUGCAAACCCAGGUCCGACAAUAAUCGGUGUUUUUCAACGCCAUGUCAACGCUUCCUCCGAAAAAUUUCGGCCUCUUCUGGCCGUGAAUAUCGUAACAUGCCAUUGCCUCCAUCUAUAAAGAUGCGGCUACAGGCUCCUGAGGAAAGAAUGCGAGAGAAUCAACCAGCAGGACAAUCACAAACGUUCAAUACCAAAUACCAACUCAUUGCAAAGCUUUCAAACCAUCCAAUAUCAACGCCCCUACCCGAAAAUGUCUGGAAUUAUCGACCUCAAGAACCCCUCGCGGGCUGUCCGUUGCGGUGUCAUCUUGAUGAAUGGCAUAACUGAGAUCCUCGAUGUCGCUCCCAUUGACGUCCUCCAUGGGAUGUACACCAAGUUCAUCGAGGACUGGCCGGAGGAGGUUCUGCCCGCAUCCCUCAAGAAGCAGUCCCUUGACAUGCAGUUCAUCUGGGUGUCCGAGCAUGGAUCGGCCAAGGGCCCCAUGCGCAUGACCAGCAACCUCAACAUCGUCGCUACUCACUCUUUCGCCGACUGCCCCACGCUCGACGUCGUGGUCAUCGGCGCGCACAACAUCGGGUACAAGCCCAACGAGGCCGAGCUCGCCUUCGUGCGUAAGAUGCACGAGACGUGCGCCGCCUUCAUCAGCAUCUGCGGCGGCGUCGAGGUCCCGCUCCAGGCCGGCCUGCUGGCCGGCAAGACGGCCACGGGGCCCCGCCCCAUGCUGCCCAUCCUGCGCGAGCAGGCGCCGCAGACCAACUGGGUCGAGAAGCGCUGGGCGCGCGACGGCAAGAUGUGGACCAGCGGCGCCCUGCUCAACGGGCUCGACCUCAUGCGCGAGUUCGCCACGGCCACCUGGGGCGGCGAGGGCACGCUGAUGGACUACGUGCUAAAGGUCGGCGCGCUGCCGAUCCGGGAUGUCGACUACAAGGACGUCACCUGGUCUCUCUGAGGCGUCGGGAAGGGGAUGGGUGAAUGCAGAAAUCUUGCAGCCCAGAGUUCUUGAGAGUGUCCAUGGCUUCUAGCGCAUGACAACCUGAAAGCAGAUAUUAGUAAAUUGGGGGCAAAUACCACACCGCGUGGCACUUCUGGCAACAUCGAGCAAAGCAAAACCCCCUUUAGAAAUGCAGUAGACAUCAUGUAACUCAUUGUCACAGCGAUGCUAAAAUGGGGGAAAUACCCAUACAAAGAAACAAUAGACAUCAUGUAACUCAUUGUCA